GGAAAACCUUCACAUCAUAAUGCAUGUCUGCGCAAUCAGAAAGAUGGGUAUAUAAACAUGCAUUAGGAGAAAUACAGACUAUACCUAUUUUCUCUCUCUCUCUCUCUCUUUUUUUAUUCUUUUUUUCUCUUUCUCACACAUGAAAGAUACCAAGGCAGAUUUCACAGAAACAGAACAUAGUUAUGAUAAGCAUGAACUUGUUGUUGAAUACAACGAUGUUGAACGUUCACUUGACAGUGAAACCGAUGCAUCUUUUGUUCCUCCAACAGCUGAAGAACUCAAGGCUGUUAUUUGGAAAUUAGAUCUUCGUAUCAUUCCAUUUUUGGGUCUUUUAUACCUUUGCUCUUUCUUGGACCGUGUUAAUAUUGGUAAUGCUAAAUUAGCUGGCAUUGUCACAGAUCUACAUAUCAAUCCAUCUGAUUACAACCUUGCUCUGUCUAUUUUCUUUGUUGGCUAUAUUAUUUUUGAAGUACCAUCAAAUAUGAUUUUGAAAAGAAUUGGUCCAAGCAAAUGGAUUCCAAUUGUCAUGAUAUCUUGGGGCACAGUGAUGGCUGCUAUGGCUGCAUGUAGUAGCACCGCAGGUCUUUUGGCUGCUCGUUUCUUUUUGGGUAUCACAGAGGCAGGCUUAUUCCCAGGUGUCAUUUUUUAUCUUACUUUAUGGUACACUCGGGGUGAACAAGCAACUCGUGUAGCCUUGUUUUUCGCAUGCUCUACAUUGGCUGGUGCAUUUGGUGGUGUUUUGGCUUAUGGUAUUAUGCAAAUGGAUGGUAUUAAUGGUCUUCGAGGCUGGCAAUGGAUUUUUAUUAUUGAAGCAAUUCCCACUCUCAUAUUAUCUAUUGCUGCUUACUUUUUCCUUCCCAAUUUCCCAGAGAAUUCAAAAUUCAUCAAUGAGCGUGAAAGAGAAAUUAUUAUUCACCGUCUUAGGGAAGAUGCCGGCCCGUCAACAGAAACACUUUUCUCAUGGAGACAAUUCCGCGCAGCUUUCACGGAUUAUAGAGUAUACGUUCAUUCGCUUGUUUAUAUCUGUGGUUCAACUCCCCUCUACAGUUUGAGUUUGUUCUUGCCUAGUAUCAUUCAAGGUAUGGGCUUUACUGAUCUUCGUGCUCAGGCAAUGACUGCUCCUCCUUAUGCUAUCGCUUGUGCGGUUACUGUCUUGGUUGCUAUGCAUGCCGAUAAACAUCGCGAACGUGGUCUUCAUAUUGCUAUCCCUGCAGCUGUUGGUUGUAUAGGUUAUGGUCUCUUAUAUGCUUUGCGCAAUAAGGGUGCUGUUGCUAUGUAUAUUGCUGCUUGUAUUACAGUGACUGGUGUCUUCAGUCAUAUUCCAGCUAUGCUUUCAUGGUUUACAAACAACAUUGGUGGCCAUACCAAACGUGGUGCUGCUACUGCCUUUAUUAUCUCGAUUGGUAAUGUGGGUGGUGCAAUUGGUGGUCAAAUCUAUCGUGCCGAUGAUGCUCCUCUUUAUGGCAAAGGUAACUUGGCUUGUAUGGGUCUCAUGUGUGGAGCUACCGUUAUAUCCAUCAUUUUCAAAUUGAGCUUGAUGCGCGAAAACAAGAGACGUGAUAAUCUUUCUAAAGAGCAAUUUGAAAGAGAAGCUGUUAGUGAGAUUUGUGAUAGACACCCUGGCUUCAGAUAUAUCACAUGAUUUUCCUUUUGUUCCAUUUUAAUGUAUAUUUCUUAACUUAACCUAUACUUAAUGUAAACUACUUCUUAAUCGUCUCUGCAUUUUAUUUCAUACAAAUAAAUAAUAGUUCU
This is a messenger RNA of Gilbertella persicaria, 1752 nucleotides long. Its product is annotated as major facilitator superfamily domain-containing protein. Gene Ontology annotation, biological process: transmembrane transport. The record is from RefSeq and is a predicted model, not a curated record. Lineage: Eukaryota; Fungi; Mucoromycota; Mucoromycetes; Mucorales; Choanephoraceae. Gene Ontology annotation, molecular function: transmembrane transporter activity. The coding region runs from base 140 to 1642 and encodes 500 amino acids. Gene Ontology annotation, cellular component: membrane. The transcript is spliced from 8 exons.